CUGCUACUGCAGGGCGAGUGAGCGAACGAGACGGGCGCGAGCGAGCGAGACAGACGGCUGGUGCGGCCCAAAACAAUGUGGUGGGGUCGAGCACUGGCUGAUCAUCGCGGUCGGGUCGGGUCGCGCCAAGCAUCACAAGUUCGACUCGGGAAGUCCUUCUGGUCAGGCGUGUUGCGCGUUCCCGGCUCUGUGCGCUCUUUCUUCCGUAACGUGUGUGCGUAACGUGUCUGUUGUUGCGGGCGCAUCGUGAAACGUGUCCGCUUCCUGAUAGUGCAAAAUCUGCCACGAUAACACACCGGCAGCGUGAAUGUGUAUGCGUGCGUGUGUAUGUGCACUUACCUGCUCCAAAAAGCCGUCGCGUUCCGUGUGUCCUCCCCGGUGGCGGUCUUUAAUUUCACGAACGGAUACAAACGUGCGAUUGUGUUUAUCUUUUUUGAGAAAAUAUAAGAAGUCGUGUUUGGGUUAAGAUUUUACAAACCGAAUCAACAAAAAGUGACCGACACGAAAACCAACACGAAUAUAAGUGAUCAAGCUUUCCGCACGCGCUACGCGAUCGAUCGUACGCAGCGACGGUUUCGGUAAAAGGAUAACGAUUAACGCGCGCUGUCACGUGUUUCAACAACAACAACAAGAAAGGGUUCGCGCUUUUUAGUGCGUAUUUUGUUUGCGUAAUUUUUUUUUUUAUUUAUUUUGCGUCCCUUUUCCGUUCAUACGUGAACGUGGUUGUUUGGUGCGUAUGAAGCGUGUUUUGGUGUCGCCCGAAAGCUGUGUGUGUUCGAAUUGAUUUGAUUUGAUGAUACAAGAAAACAAGAAAAUUCCUAUGCAAGAAAGAAGACGCGCUAGGUGCUUUUGAGCAAGAAAAAGGCACUUUUCGCUCGCGUGUUUUGACAAUAAUCAGAAACAACAAAGUGAGUGUGUGAUUUGUGCAACCGCGAGUUGAUACCGCGUCUGGUGCUAAUGUGGUGCGACGAUCAGGUCCGCUAAAGAAAAGAUAUUUCCCGUGCGUCCCACAGAAAGCCCACCCAGCGAACCGCAAACCCCUAAACCCGCCGCCGGUUUCGCGUUGCCCCGGGGUUGCACAGAAAGGCGGACAAAAUUUUCCUCGAUAGCGUCGGCCCCGACUGUGGGGCCAAAACCGGAAGCAAUAUUCUGGCACACAACACCCUCAGCAUGUACGGCGGUGGCGUACUGUGCCCGUCGCCCUCGACGGCGACGGGUUUCUACAACCCGCGCGGCCAGGGCUCGGAGAUCGGUGCGCUCGAGCUGGGGUUCCCGCGGGGGAUGGCGCUGGUGCCGCCGCCACCGCACGGGGCCUGGCGCGAUCCGAGCUCGCUGACCGGUACCCACCUGCCCGUGUCGUCCAGUACGGCGUCGGCCGCCGGCGACGACAUCACCACACUGGGCAGCCAGGGUGGCGGGCCCGGGCCCGGCCAGACGGGUUCGGUGGUCGUGCCCGGCAUGCAGACGUCCUCCUCCUCGUCGAGCGGUGGUGGCGCGCAGGACAAGAAGGACUUUAUUUCGUCCUCGUCCGGCGGCUCCUCGAUCGGCAGUGUCGGUCAGCAUCCGUCCGUGACGGGGCAGGGGAACACGAUCGAGAAGAAGGAGUUCCUGUCGCUGCAGCAAAGCACCACGCCCGGUUCGCAGAGCAUGAACUCGCAGAACGGGCAGGACCUGAAGAACCAGAACAUCGAGUGCGUCGUCUGCGGGGACAAGAGCUCCGGCAAACACUACGGACAGUUUACGUGUGAAGGCUGCAAAUCAUUCUUCAAGCGCUCGGUACGGCGGAAUCUCACCUACUCCUGCCGGGGCAAUCGGAAUUGCCCCAUCGAUCAGCACCACCGAAAUCAGUGUCAGUUCUGUCGACUACGAAAGUGCCUCAAAAUGGGAAUGCGACGUGAAGCCGUCCAGCGAGGUCGAGUUCCACCGUCCCAACCGCCGGGCAUACCGUACGGCCAGUACUCGAUACCAAACGGUGACACCGUGACCGGGUUCAACGGUCACUCGUACCUUAGUUCCUACAUUUCGCUGCUGCUGCGGGCGGAACCGUACCCCACCUCCCGGUACGGCCAGUGCAUGCAGACGAACAACAUCAUGGGCAUCGACAACAUCUGCGAGCUGGCCGCCCGGCUACUGUUCUCCGCGGUCGAGUGGGCCCGCAACAUACCCUUCUUUCCGGAUCUCCAGGUCACCGACCAGGUGGCCCUGCUGCGGCUCGUCUGGUCCGAGCUGUUCGUGCUGAACGCGUCCCAGUGCUCGAUGCCGCUGCACGUCGCCCCGCUGCUGGCGGCGGCCGGCCUGCACGCAUCCCCGAUGGCCGCCGACCGGGUGGUCGCCUUCAUGGACCACAUCCGGAUAUUCCAGGAGCAGGUGGAAAAGCUGAAGGCGCUCCACGUCGACUCGGCCGAGUACUCCUGCCUGAAGGCGAUCGUCCUCUUUACCACAGAUGCUUGUGGGCUGUCGGACGUGGCACACAUCGAGUCGCUGCAGGAGAAGUCCCAGUGCGCGCUGGAGGAGUAUUGCCGGUCCCAGUAUCCCAAUCAACCGACCCGGUUUGGCAAGCUACUGUUACGUCUUCCCUCCCUCCGAACGGUCUCCUCCCAGGUUAUAGAGCAACUGUUCUUCGUCCGACUGGUAGGCAAAACGCCUAUAGAAACGCUCAUCCGUGACAUGCUGCUGUCGGGCAGUAGUUUCUCCUGGCCCUACCUUCCCUCGAUGUGACACACGGCCGUGUGGCGCCAACU
Anopheles arabiensis is the source of this 2741-nucleotide messenger RNA. RefSeq names its product nuclear receptor subfamily 2 group F member 1-B (gene svp). The transcript has 5 exons. Gene Ontology annotation, biological process: regulation of transcription by RNA polymerase II; anatomical structure development; cell differentiation. The record is from RefSeq and is a predicted model, not a curated record. Bases 1171 to 2718 code for a protein of 515 amino acids. Gene Ontology annotation, molecular function: nuclear receptor activity; RNA polymerase II cis-regulatory region sequence-specific DNA binding; zinc ion binding. NCBI's taxonomy places the organism in Eukaryota, Metazoa, Arthropoda, Insecta, Diptera, Culicidae.